UCAUCUUUCCCAAUUCUGAUCCCUCUUGAAAACAUAUAGGAUGGGCACACCCGGUCUCUUGGGCUACAUUUUCCGCAAUAAAGAGCGCAAGGCAAUGUACCAACGCUUAACUUUUAUCCUGGUUCUCACGGCUACGGAAUAGCCUUGUUCAUCUUUCGCUUUUCUUGCGAGCAGUGCGCCGAGAUGGCUAAUCUUGGGGAGGGUAUUGAGUGGAUCCAGGAUGAAAUUGCGGACAUUCCGAGGAUCUAAAGAAACGCUACAUGGCCUUCGACGGUAUUUGGAAACAUUACUUUCCUUAUGGUGGUCCGGAGCACUGGUUUGAGGAAUUCGGACUGGACCCGGAUCUUUCAGAGAAGGAAAGGAAAGACAUGAUUGACCAGUAUACGAGGCAAGCUGAAAGGGCUUUGGAAGGCAGCGUCCCAAUCGAGGGUUUCCAGGUUCCAAAUCCCUACCCCUUCAUGGGACGUCGGGAGACUUUGCAUACUUGGUAUCACAUCUUGGUUGGAGCGGAGCUGGGAUCAAGGGCUUUGCGCUUCGUCCGACAGGGGAAACUCAAUCAUCUGAUCGAUUGUACUGACAAUUUGGUUGAAUGCGACUGGUCAUACUAUAUCGACUUUGACCAUGAGAAAAUGGAGGUCUGGCAGUUUGGUAGUUUUGAGGAAGAGGUUGCCUUUGACCAAUUGCGAAAGGAUCCGGAAUACAUGUGCGAGGCAUUUAUGUAG
Molecule: messenger RNA, 722 nt
Organism: Cryptococcus amylolentus CBS 6039
Lineage: Eukaryota; Fungi; Basidiomycota; Tremellomycetes; Tremellales; Cryptococcaceae
Exons: 3
Coding region: 261-722 (153 amino acids)
Source: RefSeq, a predicted model, not a curated record